Elephantulus edwardii (Cape elephant shrew) is the source of this 234-nucleotide messenger RNA. RefSeq names its product tripartite motif-containing protein 60-like. The transcript is spliced from 2 exons. NCBI's taxonomy places the organism in Eukaryota, Metazoa, Chordata, Mammalia, Macroscelidea, Macroscelididae. The coding region runs from base 1 to 234 and encodes 77 amino acids. The record is from RefSeq and is a predicted model, not a curated record.
AUGCCUGAGGAAUGUCCACCACAGCUGUUAAAAUCCUCCCUGAAUAACCAGCAGGCUACAAUCAGCUGUCCCAUCUGUUUAGGUUACCUCAAAGACCCAGUGACCAUUGACUGUGGACAUAAUUUCUGUGGUGCUUUACCCAGCAGUGCUGGGAAGAUCUACAGGCCAUCUUUUCGUGUCCAGUCUGCUUUCACCACUGUCAUGACAACCAUGUCAGCAAGAACACCCAGCUAG